Orbicella faveolata is the source of this 784-nucleotide messenger RNA. RefSeq lists its product as uncharacterized. The record is from RefSeq and is a predicted model, not a curated record. NCBI's taxonomy places the organism in Eukaryota, Metazoa, Cnidaria, Anthozoa, Scleractinia, Merulinidae.
AUGGCUGAAUGCCAUAUAGUCUCCAAAUUAACUAACUCAUGUAAGCUACAUCCUCUGUCCACUUACUACCAAUUUACCUCCGUUAUCCUUAGUUUACCACCGUUCACCUCCGUUCACCUCUGUUUGCCUCCGUUAACCUUCAUUCCCCUCCGAUUACCUCCGUUGACCACCGUUCACUUUCGUUUACCCCUGUUCACCUCCGUUCACUUUCGUCACCUCUGUUCACUAGCGCUAACCUCCGCUUACUUUUGUUUACCCCCGUUCACUUUCGUUUACCUUCGUUCAUCUCCGUUUACCUCCGUUCACCUCCGUUCACUUUUGUUUACCUUGAUUCACCUCCGCUCAGUUCCGUUCACUUUCGUUUAUCUCCGUUCACCUCCGUUUACUUCCGUUUACCUCCGUUUACUUCCGUUUACCUCCGUUCACCUCCAUUCACUUUCGUUUACCCCCGUUCACCUCCGUUCACUUUCGUUUACCUCCGUACCUCCGUUCAAUUUCGUUUACCUCCGUUCACGUCCGGAGUGCCCCCCCCACCCCCGGGCGUUUACCUCCGUUCACCUCCGUUUACUGUCGUUUACUUCCGUUCACCUCCGUUCACCUCCGUUCACUUUUGUUCACCCUCGUUCACUUUCGUUUACCUCCGUUCAUAUCCAUUUACCUCCGUUUUCCUCCGUUAACCUUCGUUAUUUAAAAUAGUACCAAAUGCCAAAAAACAUAUAUUUCAAUUGAAAUUGACAUAUAAAGCCAGUAACAGCAAAAGAUUAUUCUCCUUUUCUUUACUGGU